AUGCAUGAGGGUAAAAUACAAGCUAUGGUGAACAAAGGAGGUUGUAAACCAACUCACCUAAUGUUUGCAGAUGGUAUCUUCAUUUUCUGCAAUGGACAUAAAAGAACAUUGAACAAUUUGAUGAGUUUGUUAUUGCAGUAUCAAAACUCAUCUAGGCAAAUGGUGAAUAGAGCUAAGAAUAAAUGUUUUGUUGGGGGAUUAUCUGACAUAAGAAGAAAUGGGAUUGCUGAAUUUUUACAAAUGGAGUUGUCAGAGCUACCUGAUAGGUAUUAUGGGGUAAUUAUCAAUCCAGGAAUAAUGAAAGCACAUCAGGUUUGGGGAAUGGUGGAAAUGAUGCAGAAAAUAUUGGUUGGAUGGAUGUGGAAGUUACUAGCUUUUUCAACCAUACUAACUCUAGUUAAAUUUGAGUUAUUUAGCAUGCCUAUGUACAAUAUGUCACUUUAUAAAUGGCCAAAGUCUGUAAUCAAGGAAUAUGAAAAUAUUAUCAGAAAUUUCUUGUGGUUUGGUGAUCCAACUGUGAAGAAUUUGGCUACAGUCAAAUGGGAUGAAGUCAAUGCUCCUGUUUCCGAAGGUGGGUUCGGCAUAAGAAGAUUGGAACUUAUGAAUAAAAUAUUUUUGAUGAAAUUAUUUUGGAAAAUUGAAACUGAGGAUGUAGAAUGGACAAUGUAUAUGAGGGAUGAACACAAAAACAAGAAUGAAGAAUGGAUAAAAUUUCAUAGGAAAUCAUCUAUAUGGCCAGGUAUGAAAUGGGUAAUGGCAGAUGUCAAUGAUAGUAAUAGAUGGUUGGUUGAAGAUGGGAAAAGCAUUUAUUAUUUUGAAGUGAAUGAGUUGUCAGCAUUAGGUGGUGGGAAAGAUAAGAAAGCUUGGGUAGCUGACCUUAAUGGCAACUGUACUGUGGCUAAUGCUGCUCAACUAGUAAGGAAGAAACACACAGUGGUAUCUUGGGCUAAUAAGAUCCUCAUUUGUUGUGAUGGUGCAUCUAAAGGGAACCCUUGCAGAGCAGGUUUUGGUUUUGUUACUAGAAUUAGUGACGGUGGAUGUGUAGGUGCUGCUUCAGAUGGUUUUAUAAUAGCCACAAAUCAUUUGGCUGAGGUGAUGACAUUGAUAUCUUUCGUUGAAUGA
Papaver somniferum (opium poppy) is the source of this 1122-nucleotide messenger RNA. RefSeq lists its product as uncharacterized. The record is from RefSeq and is a predicted model, not a curated record. The coding region runs from base 1 to 1122 and encodes 373 amino acids. Gene Ontology annotation, molecular function: nucleic acid binding; RNA-DNA hybrid ribonuclease activity. NCBI's taxonomy places the organism in Eukaryota, Viridiplantae, Streptophyta, Magnoliopsida, Ranunculales, Papaveraceae. The transcript is spliced from 3 exons.